This is a messenger RNA of Cavenderia fasciculata, 147 nucleotides long. RefSeq lists its product as uncharacterized. The record is from RefSeq and is a predicted model, not a curated record. NCBI's taxonomy places the organism in Eukaryota, Evosea, Eumycetozoa, Acytosteliales, Cavenderiaceae. The coding region runs from base 1 to 147 and encodes 48 amino acids. The transcript has a single exon.
AUGUUUAGUAAUCGUGAAGCACGUAAAAAUACCUUUGCUGUCAUUAGAGACAUCAGUGUUUUCGGUUUGGCUACUACUUUUUUCGCUACUCAAGGUCAUUUGGUUUCAAAGAUUGAUGAUCUUUUAAAGUUGAUUUAUGAAGAUUAA